CCGCUGGGUUCACGCCUGACGUUUGCGCUGUUGUCAGCAGCUUGCAAGUCACCAAGGCGGCUCGCUUUUGCUGCUCGUUCGUUUCUUUUCAAACUGGAAAUUCUGUAACAAAAAAAUAUCAGAUACUCGGUAGGAUUGUGUUUUAUUUAUCUGUGUGGCAAUGGCCGACCCGAAGUACGCCAACCUGCCGGGCAUCGCCUCUAACGAGCCGGAUGUGUAUGAGACCAGCGACCUGCCCGAGGACGAUCAGGCGCAGUUUGAGUCGGAAGAGCUGUGUAGUGACAGUGUGGAGCGGAUUGUUGUCAAUCCCAACGCUGCUUAUGACAAGUUCAAAGACAAGCGUGUCGGCACUAAGGGCCUCGACUUCUCGGACCGCAUCAGCAAGAGUCGCAGAGUGGGUUAUGAGUCUGGAGACUAUGAGCUUCUGGGUGAAGGGUGUGGGGUUAAGGAGACUCCUCAGCAGAAGUACCAGCGGCUCGUUAAUGAGAUUCAGGAGCUCACAGAGGAAGUGGAACAUAUUCAGACCAGUGCUAAAGAGAGCAGUGCAGAGGAGCGCUUAACGCCAGUGGUUCUGGCUCAGCAGGCGGCCCAGCUCAAACAGCAGCUGGUCUCAGCCCAUCUGGACUCAUUGCUGGGCCCAAACGCCCACAUUAACUUGGCUGACCCAGAUGGAGCUCUUGCAAAGCGGUUGAUGACUCAGCUCGAGGUGGCUCGGGGUGUGCGUAGCAGUGCUGGGGUGGAGGGGAAAUCAGCAGCACCCAAGGGCCCAGAUGGAGUUGUGCUGUAUGAACUCCACAGCCGGCCUGAACAUGAGAAGUUCACAGAGUCUGCCAAGAUAGCAGAGAUGGAGAGGAGGUUGGCGGACCUGGAGACUGCAGUAGGUUCUGGAUUAGACAAGCGGGGUCCUCUCAGUGCUGGUCUUCAGGGAACCAGUCUAAUGGAGACUAUGGAGCUGCUGCAGGCUCGAGUCAGUGCUCUGGAUGCUGCCACUCUGGACCAGGUUGAAGCCAGACUGCAGAGUGUUUUGGGGAAGAUGAAUGAAAUAGCCAAACACAAGGCAGCAAUUGAAGAUGCUGAAACACAAAACAAGGUGGCACAGCUGUAUGAUAUGGUGCAGAAGUGGGAUGCCAUGGCAACAUCCCUCCCUCAGGUGGUCCAGAGACUGAUCGCUGUUAAAGAGCUACAUGAGCAAGCCAUGCAGUUUGGGCAGCUGCUGGCCCAUCUGGACACCACACAGCAGAUGAUCAACAACGCACUGAAGGACAACAGCACACUGCUCACACAGGUGCAGCAGACCAUGAAAGAGAACUUGGUUUCAGUUGAAGAGAAUUUUGCUGCUUUGGACCAGAGGAUGAAGAAACUCUCAAAAUAAGAUUUUUUUUUUCCCCUUGAAUGAGCAAUUAAGAGAGAGAGAUUGAGGGAUGUGGAAGAUGAUCAUUUCAUACAUUUAAAUUCUGUGCUUCUUCCUUUAAACAUUUUCCUUUAUUUCCUUGGAAAUAAAGUUUAAAAGAAUGGUGUAGUUGAAGGUUAUGACCAAAUGCCCUUUUACACUACAAAAACUUAGUGACAUUUACACCUCUGCUGUUCCUGUCUCUGGAGAUAGGUAUGUAUCUCCUCAUAUCUGAAUCACUUGCCUAAAUUCCACUCCCAACUACUGAUGGGGUUUUUAAAGAAUGAAUUCCAGAUUGAUGAUUUUCCUGCCACUUUAACUCAGCUUGAAAGACUGAACUUAAUGUUUUUGUGUUGUAGAUGUUUCUGACCCAAGGACUAAAUUACAUGUUUAAACAUUAGUUCACUCUUCUGUGAACAGCAGUCCAUGAAUAAAAUGUACACAUGAGGAGAGCCACUGCCUCUGGCCAGUGUUUAUAGGAGGAUGUUUGCUCAUUGAGUCAGAAAUCAUACUGUAUUUAUACAUCUGGGAGUACCUUUACCUAAUCACUCUCAGUUGCUUGUAACUGAUUGUAUUAUGACCAAGAUGGAUCAGCACAGGUUACUCUGCUUUUGUCAUAUGCAUAAACUGUUUAAAAUAUUGUCUUUCUCCAGAUGUGAGAAUAAACUAAACAUGCUUUGAGAA
Pangasianodon hypophthalmus (striped catfish) is the source of this 2074-nucleotide messenger RNA. It is a transcript of the gene dctn2, whose product is annotated as dynactin 2 (p50). Bases 161 to 1372 code for a protein of 403 amino acids. The record is from RefSeq and is a predicted model, not a curated record. The transcript has 14 exons. Lineage: Eukaryota; Metazoa; Chordata; Actinopteri; Siluriformes; Pangasiidae. Gene Ontology annotation, biological process: mitotic spindle organization. Gene Ontology annotation, cellular component: centrosome; dynactin complex; cytoplasm.